Myotis myotis is the source of this 457-nucleotide messenger RNA. Its product is annotated as keratin-associated protein 21-1-like. NCBI's taxonomy places the organism in Eukaryota, Metazoa, Chordata, Mammalia, Chiroptera, Vespertilionidae. Bases 1 to 294 code for a protein of 97 amino acids. The record is from RefSeq and is a predicted model, not a curated record. The transcript has a single exon.
AUGUGCUGCAACUACUACGGGAACUCCUACGGGGGCUGUGGCUACGGCUGUGGCUCUGGCUAUGGCUGUGGAUACAGCUCUGGCUAUGGAUCCAGAUAUGGCUGUGGCUAUGGAUCUGGCUACGGCUGUGGAUAUGGAUCCAAAUAUGGCUGUGGCUACGGCUCUGGCUAUGGAUCCAGAUAUGGCUGUGGAUACGGAUCUGGCUACGGCUGUGGCUACGGCUCUGGCUACGGCAGUGGCUGUUGCACCUUCCGACCAUCCUGCUACCGACGAUGCUAUUCCUCUUGCUGCUAGAACGUCGCCUAGAACACCCUGUGCCUCCAACAUAAUAUUGAAAAUUAAUGCUUUUCCCUGAAUGAUGCCCCAUUCAUCAUCUCUACACUCCAGUGAGGAUUGGACACCUCCUGUUAUUACAUAAAAGUCUUGUUGUUAUUGAGGAAGUAUGAAUGCAUCCAUU